UUUUUUUUUUCCGCCCGAUUCCUCCAAUGGGAUUUUCUCGCACCUUCUGCCGCUGACAACCCGCAUUUUGAUUGUGAAGAGUCGCUCCGUUGCUAAGGAAAACUUCAUGCUAGUUGGCGGUGCCUCUACUGUUGGCAAUGUGGGCGGCUCCUAAAGAAGCAGCGAAAUCAAAAGAUUGCCCAGCCGAGAAGUACCGUAACAAGCGAUGGGUUAAGGCAUUUGAGGCAUGUGAUGAAAACAACAAAGGAUAUUUAAGCCGAGAAGACUAUAAAGUUGCUAUAGUGAUGCUUUUUGGCUAUAAGCCCUCAAAGAUGGAAGCGGAUUCAGCUAUGGCCUCUACGAAACAAAAUCCAUUUGGAUUAUCACUUGAAGAUUUUUUAAAUCUUAUGACUACAAAGAAAGUUGCACACUUUUACCAUAGUGAAAUAAGACGGAUAUUCAUGUCUUUUGACAGACAAUGUAAAGGGUUUUUAUCUUUUGAAGAUUUCAAAAAAGCUUUCAGUAUUGUUGCGCCAAAGUUAUCAGAAAGGAUCAUUGUUGAAGCAUUCAGAUACAGUGGAUCCCAAAGGCAGCCAUUUAGACUUAUUCUAGUUAGUGGAAUAGUAAGAAUAUAAAUCAUAUUAUGUAACAUCAAUAAGCUGUAGUAAUGACAUUACAUUCAAGGAUAGUCAUCUCAUCAGCAUACAAGACACAGGAGGACAAACCCUUCAGGACAAGAUUUGGCAGUCCAUCUGCAUUUAAAAGAAAAAGGCCACUCUUGAAGAAAAGCAAAGUCCACAUUUUGGACAGAGAGGACCACUGGUUUGAAAGAAGGGUCAA
Crotalus tigris (Tiger rattlesnake) is the source of this 819-nucleotide messenger RNA. It is a transcript of the gene EFCAB11, whose product is annotated as EF-hand calcium binding domain 11. Gene Ontology annotation, molecular function: calcium ion binding. Gene Ontology annotation, cellular component: cytoplasm. The transcript is spliced from 6 exons. The coding region runs from base 138 to 614 and encodes 158 amino acids. The record is from RefSeq and is a predicted model, not a curated record. NCBI's taxonomy places the organism in Eukaryota, Metazoa, Chordata, Lepidosauria, Squamata, Viperidae.